AUGAAGCUCCAAACCGCUCUCUGGUUCGCGGCCUUGGGCCACGUCGCCAACGGCUGUCUCCUCCCCGAGGAGAUGGGCGACGGCGACAGCAAGCCGGUCGGUCUCGAACGGCGCCAGAGGGGCGGAGAUUACGUGCCCAUCGGCAAAGGAGACCGUUUCGAGCACAAGGUGCCCUGGGGCCUUGGCUCCGACCCUCAAGCCUUCAAAGACGCUUCUCAGCUGUCCAUCCUGAGCCUCGCUGAAAUCGAGUCGGCGCUCAAGCGCCUCGAAAAGGCGUACCCGGGCAAGAUGACGCUCACCGAGGCAGAAAAAAAGACGUUCGAGAACCGCCCCAUCUACUACGCAGUCGUCGGCUCCCAGUCGCCCGCGGUCUUCCUCACCAGCGGCAUCCACCCCCGCGAGCGCGGAGGACCAGACGCCAUGGUGUACCUGAUUGCGGACCUCCUCUGGGCCGACAAGAAGAACGCGGGCCUGAGGUACGGCAGCAGGGAGUACAGCGUCCAGCAGGUCCGCCGGGUGCUAAGCGCGGGCAUCGCCGUCAUCCCGGCCGUAAACCCGGACGGAAUCCACCACGACCAGACGACCAACUCGUGCUGGCGCAAGAACCGCCGGUCCUUUGGCAAGCACGGCGUCGGCGUCGACAUCAACCGCAACUUUAACGUCCUCUGGGAUUACGAGCGCAUAUUUAGUCCGAGUGCUGGCGUGCGCUCCCGGAUGAGCAAAACCCCUUGGGCACCUUCGUACAUCGGGCCGAGUCCCUUCUCGGAGCCCGAGACGCAGAGCGUCAACAUCGUCUUUGAGAGGGUAAGGUCGCUGCGGUGGUAUCUCGACCUUCACUCCUACUUGGGACAGGUCCUCUACGGGUGGGGAGACGACUACACGCAGACGACGGACCCGGGCAUGAGCUUCCGCAACAGGAAAUACGACGGCCAGCGCGGGCUCAAGGGAGACAUGUACAAGGAGUACAUGGAGCCCGAGGACUUUGAUGCCCAAAAGGCCGCCUCGAAGCGCAUGGUCAGGGCCAUGAACCGCGAGGCCAACGAGGACCGGUACAUGGCGGCCGAGAUCAUGGACCUGUACCCGGCGCUGGGCAGCACCGACGAGGCCCUGGCCAAGUACUACAGCCAUUCAUGCGGCAGCAACAGAAUCAAUGCCUUGACCUUUGAGUUCGGCAAGAACAAGACGUACACCGGCAAUUGCCAGGAGUAUUUCUACCCCAAACGAACGGAGUACAAGGACGACCUCACUUACAUCAUGGUGGGACUGAUGGAGUUUCUGCUCAACGCCGCAGAAGAGCAAGCAAAGGUCAAGACGUGGAGCCAGGGCUGCGACGCAUCGUCACAGCAGCCGACGCCCAAGCCGGAGCAGCAGGGCUCCGGCAAGGAUACGCCCGAGCUGCAAAAGUGCAGCGAUCAGUACCGGGCCGCGGUUAAACGGUGUCGAGACGAAGACGAACCCUGCAUAGCCAGGAUCCGUCACGAGGCCUACCAAUGCAUACAGCGGGCGAACCAAUACUGUCUACAAAAGUAUUCGCCCACGUGGAGAAAGUGCCAAAAUUUUGCAUGCCGACAUGAUGUCAGGAAGAACUUUCAAGAUUGCGAGAGACAACAAGGGACAAAAAGGGAACGCGAGCAAGACCUCGUGCCGGGGAUUAAAGGGCAUGCCCUGUGUGUCAAGAGACGCCGCAAAGUCUAUGAUGACUGCACUGCGGGUGGGGGAGGAUCUAAGUGUAACGAGAAAGCUGUGGAUGGAUAUGUGCUGUGUGAGCUCCAGAUACCUGUGUAG
This is a messenger RNA of Metarhizium album ARSEF 1941, 1785 nucleotides long. Its product is annotated as zinc carboxypeptidase A 1 precursor. The record is from RefSeq and is a predicted model, not a curated record. The coding region runs from base 1 to 1785 and encodes 594 amino acids. Gene Ontology annotation, molecular function: metallocarboxypeptidase activity; zinc ion binding. Lineage: Eukaryota; Fungi; Ascomycota; Sordariomycetes; Hypocreales; Clavicipitaceae. Gene Ontology annotation, biological process: proteolysis. The transcript has a single exon.